Molecule: messenger RNA, 3822 nt
Organism: Otolemur garnettii (small-eared galago)
Lineage: Eukaryota; Metazoa; Chordata; Mammalia; Primates; Galagidae
Gene: FRMD5
Product: FERM domain containing 5
Exons: 16
Coding region: 240-1784 (514 amino acids)
Cellular component (GO): cytoskeleton
Molecular function (GO): cytoskeletal protein binding
Source: RefSeq, a predicted model, not a curated record
GGGCAGUGGGGCAUCGAGGCGUCGGAGCCCGGUGCUGGCUCUGGGCUUGGGGGGAGGCAGUGGUGGCUGAGGAGGAGGAGGAGAAGGAGGAGGAGCGGGCCAACAGGAGGCAGCGACAGCUAAGGGCCGGGGUGAUGGUGCAGGUGCCCGAGGUCGGCGCGGAGCUGCCGGGCUGAGGGGCUCCUGGUCCAGGGUCCGCAGCACCGCCGCGUCGCUCUCGGGGGCGGGCGGGCGGGAAGAUGCUGAGCAGGUUGAUGAGCGGCAGCAGCAGGAGCCUGGAGCGCGAGUACAGCUGCACGGUGCGGCUGCUGGACGACAGCGAGUACACCUGCACCAUUCAGAGAGAUGCCAAAGGCCAGUACCUGUUUGACCUUCUUUGCCACCACCUGAACCUACUUGAGAAAGACUAUUUUGGGAUCCGCUUUGUAGACCCAGAUAAGCAGCGGCAUUGGUUGGAGUUUACAAAGUCUGUGGUAAAGCAAUUGCGAUCCCAGCCUCCAUUCACCAUGUGUUUCCGUGUGAAGUUUUACCCUGCAGACCCUGCUGCUCUGAAAGAAGAAAUAACCAGGUAUUUAGUCUUCCUACAGAUCAAAAGGGAUCUCUACCAUGGCCGCCUCCUCUGUAAAACAUCUGAUGCUGCCUUGUUAGCAGCUUAUAUCCUUCAAGCGGAGAUUGGGGAUUAUGACUCAGGGAAGCACCCUGAAGGCUACAGCUCCAAGUUCCAGUUUUUCCCCAAACAUUCAGAGAAGCUGGAAAGGAAAAUUGCUGAGAUUCACAAGACAGAACUCAGUGGUCAAACACCAGCAACAUCAGAGCUGAACUUCUUAAGGAAAGCACAGACCUUGGAAACUUAUGGAGUAGAUCCUCACCCAUGUAAGGAUGUAUCAGGAAAUGCUGCAUUUUUGGCCUUCACUCCUUUUGGGUUUGUUGUUCUUCAAGGAAACAAGAGGGUCCACUUCAUUAAAUGGAAUGAGGUAACCAAGCUGAAAUUUGAAGGAAAGACUUUCUAUUUAUACGUAAGUCAGAAAGAGGAAAAGAAAAUUAUUCUCACUUAUUUUGCUCCAACUCCAGAAGCCUGUAAGCACCUCUGGAAAUGUGGAAUUGAGAACCAAGCCUUCUACAAGCUGGAGAAGUCAAGCCAAGUCCGCACAGUAUCCAGCAGCAAUUUAUUCUUUAAAGGGAGCCGGUUCCGAUACAGCGGCCGAGUUGCAAAGGAAGUAAUGGAGUCAAGUGCUAAGAUCAAACGGGAACCACCAGAAAUACACAGAGCAGGGAUGGUUCCCAGCCGGAGCUGUCCCUCCAUAACCCAUGGCCCAAGACUGAGCAGUGUCCCUAGGACCCGCAGAAGAGCUGUUCACAUCUCCAUCAUGGAAGGCCUAGAGUCCCUACGAGAUAGUGCCCAUUCCACCCCAGUGCGUUCCUCUUCCCAUGGGGACACCUUCCUGCCUCAUGUGAGAAGCAGCCGGGCAGACAGCAAUGAGCGAGUAGCCGUGAUUGCAGAUGAAGCCUACAGCCCUGCAGACAGUGUGCUGCCCACCCCUGUGGCCGAGCACAGCCUGGAGCUGAUGCUGCUUUCCCGGCAGAUCAACGGAGCCACCUGCAGCAUUGAGGAAGAGAAAGAGUCUGAUGCCAGCACCCCAAAUGCUGCAGAGGUGGAGGCCCUUGGGGGAGAGCUGAGGGCCCUGUGUCAGGGGCACGGCAGGCCAGAGGAGGAACAGAGUGGGCAUCUGAAGGGAUCACCGCUACAGCAGCAGCAGCAGCAGGGGUGGGAAAAUAGAACCUGAUGAACUAAACGAUGCAAGAAAGAAACUGAUCCUGAGAAUGAAAAGCUUCAGAAAAUAGAAUUCCAAGAUCAACAAGCAGCCUUAGAAGGGACCAGGAAAAGAAUUUCUUUAAAUAGAAUUUCUAAGAGAUGCCUACAAAAGACAGAAGGUGAAUGUGGCAGAGACCAACACUUAGAUGUAGAAAUGCUGCCCCCUAAGGUCAUCCCCUGCAUCAGGAAAAUAAGUUCUAAAAAAGCACCCUCCAUCCUCGCUGAGGGAAGCCCUGGAGGCAGCAGCAGCACAGGCACAUGAAGGGUAAGUGUGGGCCUGGGCCUGAGUUCUUCGAUUUUAAAAACCAAUCACUCGCAAGAUCUUGUUUUCAUCUCAGGGAGAGAUUGCUAAGUCAUCUGGGACCUGAAGGCUUAUUUAAGGAUGAUCAAUGGACAUAUUCCUGGAACUUACACAAUAGUGAAGCAGUUGUUGGACAACCCAAAUGCAUAACAGAAUUAAGUUAUUUGUAGAUUUGCUCUCCCCUGUUUUGUCCCUUGAAAUGGUAGAACCAUGUCCACAUUUGGAAUAAAACAGUUAUUGGGUGUUUGUUGUGAGAGGGAGGGGUUGCAAAUUUUAAAGAAAGACACCCUUUCAUCUAGACCAGAGGUCAGCAAACUUCUAUAAAGUGCCAGACACUAAAUAGUUUGGUUUUGUGGGCCAUACUCAGUCACAACUGUGCAACUCUGCCAUUGUAGCACAAAAACAGCCAGAUAAUACAUAAACGAAGCACCAUGGCUGUGUUCCAAUAAUACAUUGUAAAAAGAAACAGUUGAAUUUGGCCCACAGGCCAUUAAUAUGCCAACCCUGAUCUAGAUAAUCCUUACCAACCAGUAUGUUACCAGAAGAGAGUCAGGUGUGCCCCCAUCCUAACAUGUGUCAAAGAUGUGGGACCAUUUCCCAAAGGAGGUGCUGGGGUUGCUUGUUUAAAGGGUGCUCGAACAACCAACCAGCAAAGAGAUGUCUGAUGCCAAGAUGAACAAGAUCAAGUACUGGAAUAAAUGCUGAAACACGCCUGCUCUCUAAGAAUGGAAGAGGGCAGGGCCUCUCUGACCAUUUCCAUACCAGCAACAGUUUUGGGCAGAAUUGCAAACAUCUAUUUACCAAGUGACAAGACAAGACUGCAGGAGAUCCUAGUAGAGAUUAGGGAUCACUUGAAACCAACUAGCCACUGCCACUUGUCAUCUACAUAGCAAAGGCUUUAUUUAGCACAGGACUAAAAUGAAAAGUAGACCCAGAGAAGAAAAGGCUGUCAGGGGACAGGGGGCUGGUAUUAACCUGGAUAUUUACUGUCUUAUGCAACAUAGCAGAUUACCUUUUAGUGUAGUGCUCCUACCUCAGUCUGUAGAAUAAUGGUGUUUCUAUGCAGUGAGUGAUAGCCUUGACUCCGAUCUUUCAUAUUCACUUUAGAGACAGAUGCAGUACUCCAUUUCUGGUAUGUUACCUGUGUCUAGAGUUUAACAGUACAGUAGUCCAUACCAUUUCCAAUAGGUGAAUUUUGCUCUCUGAACAGAAACUUUCAGAUUAUUUUUUUUCCAGGGCUCAUCCCAGAAAAUAGGAAAGUUUCCUUCAAUUUGCCUGAAUAACAAACCUCCUUUGUUGGUAACUGGUCUUUUUUAGUAUCUCUCCAUCAUUAAAAAUUGCUCAAGUUUUUAACUUGCUUUACUGUGUUCUACUAUGUCUCUCAUUUUCUCUCAAAAUUAGUUUUAAUUUCAUUGUAGAAAAAGCAAUGGUUUCCAUAGCUUCAUCUAUCAGAGGAAAUAAAAUCUUUACUAAAGAAUAAGUUGUACUGCCUCUUUAAGCAGUAGAGGGUAAACUACCUGCAAAUGUGAAUUUCUUAGUUUCAUUUAAAAUAUAUAUUAAUAGUUGUUAACCUUUCGUGUGCCAAAUACUCGUUACAUUUUCCUUCAAAGCAAUGUACUUUUUUCUACAUAUGCAGUAUGUAGUUAGCAUAAAAUCAUUGGUGCCAUGAAGAUUAUUUUUAAACUUAAAUAAAUAUUUAAAUAUCAUG